This is a messenger RNA of Medioppia subpectinata, 642 nucleotides long. The record is from the annotation of a GenBank genome assembly. Lineage: Eukaryota; Metazoa; Arthropoda; Arachnida; Sarcoptiformes; Oppiidae.
ACGCGACAACUGUUGGUCCAAACGCUGAGUUCUUGUGGUUACGGAUACCGGGAAUUGUUAUUAUCUCCCAAUCAGUUAAAUGUAUCCAAUUCUCGGUUACGAUAUUAUUUGAUCGCAAAACUCGACAAAACUUUUCACUUCAGUCCAAAUGACGGAGAAUUUGUUACAACACUUCCGGAAUUUAAUGCCAAGAAUUUGUGUCCAUUUUGUGCAAAAUCCUUAUUCAAAACCAACGAUUUAAGUUUGCGACCAAUUCAAGAAUGUUUAGUGCCUUUGAGUGAUAAACAGAUCCAAAACUAUCUCUUGUCCGAUAAGAUUCUCGUCAAAUAUUUUAUGAUUUUAGAUAUCGUUAAAAGCGAUUCAAUGAACACUAAUUGUUUCACUAAAAGCUAUUCCCAUCGCAUCGAAGGCACCGGUUCUGUACUCCAGACCACCGAUCAUGACAUACAAGUGAUUUGCCAACAGCUCAACGAAUGCCAAACCGAUGAGCAAAAGAUUUGUCUUUUGCGGACUCUUAGACUCCGUUUCUUCACUCCCAAAGAGAUCGCAAAUUUAAUGUCAUUUCCGCCACAUUUCGAUUUUCCCGAAGACUAUACGAUUAAACAGAAGUACCGAUUACUUGGAAACUCAGUUAACGUCAAA